Messenger RNA from Paramecium tetraurelia, 528 nucleotides. RefSeq lists its product as uncharacterized. Gene Ontology annotation, biological process: protein import into mitochondrial matrix. NCBI's taxonomy places the organism in Eukaryota, Ciliophora, Oligohymenophorea, Peniculida, Parameciidae. The record is from RefSeq and is a predicted model, not a curated record. The transcript is spliced from 2 exons. Gene Ontology annotation, molecular function: transmembrane protein transporter activity. Gene Ontology annotation, cellular component: TIM23 mitochondrial import inner membrane translocase complex; mitochondrial inner membrane.
AUGGCUAUGCGUGAAUAACCUUGUCCAUACAGAAUCAUAGAUGAUUUUGGAGGAGCCUUCUCUAUGGGAUGCUUUGCUGGAUGCAUUUUUUAUUUCUUAAAGGGAAUGUCAUUUGCUCCAAAAAAGGAAAGAUUUUUUGGAGGAAUCUAAUUAUUAAAAAGAAGAGCCCCUAUUUUAGGAGGAUCUUUUGCUUUAUGGGGUGGGUUAUUCAGCAUUACUGAUUGUACUCUUAUGCAUUUGAGAAAUCAAUAAGAUUUUAUUAACCCAAUUGUGGCAGGAGCAUUCACUGGAGGCUUCUUAGCUAUUAGAGCUGGAACAAGAAUUGCUGUGAGAAAUGCCAUUUUUGGUGGUAUCAUUUUAGGAUUUAUAUAAUUGGCAGAAGUGGGAAUGUUAAAGAUGCAAAUGAGAGAAGAAAUGAAAAGGAUGUAAUAAUAAUAAUAACAACAAAUGGCUGAAAUGUAAGAAAUGAUGGAAAUGCAAAAUAAUAGAGCUGGUAAAAAGUAAUAACCUAAAGUUGAAAAGUAUUGA